UUUCAUGCGCCUUGGCUCAUUCAAGAUGCACUGACUUUACUGCCUUACCAUCGGAUCAGGUUUCACAACACAAGAUUCUGAUUCGAAAAUUAGAGGCUCAGAGAUUUCUACAGAGGGGUCAAACUUACGUCGAGAUGUCGAGUUGUCGCUCUUCAAAGCUCGUAAAAUUUAAAUCCCCAUCGCAUUUAAAUGCACCAACUAAACUUUCCAAAGGAUUUUUUUUUUUUGCUUUAUUUUGGCUUUUUAAACUCGGAAAUCGCGCCGAACCGAAAACGGGUGGGUUUAAAAAAGAGGUGUGUUUUCAAAUCCAGAAAAUCAUGCUUAAAGUUUUUCCCCUCCUCAAGAUAAACUGAACCGAUUACACGGUUACCUUCGGACAGCUAGAGUUUGAAACCAUGCACCAGCUAAACCCCAGCCUCCUGGUUAUUUAUGACCAUUUUGAACUAGUUGGCACUCCUUGAGCAGCAGUGAGUCGUGGACCAGUAUAUUCAUGAAGCAAAAAGACAGAUAUCUACCAUACAAAAAACUUCAAAAUCAUUCCUAAAAAUUUCAGACUAGGACAUCCCAUAAUGUCUCUGUAUGUCCAUGUGUUGGCCUGUGCCUUUGGCCUGGGUUCGUGGGUGGCCGUUAAUGGAAUGUGGGUGGAGCUGCCACUAAUUGUCAAUGUUCUACCAGAAAGAUGGGAAUUACCAUCGUACCUUACAGUCAUCAUCCAGCUGGCCAAUAUUGGCCCUAUCCUAGUUACCCUUGUGCAUAAGCUGUAUCCAGGUCGGGUACGUGAGAAUCUGGUGAUCUAUGCAAUGCUGACUGUUGGUAUAUUAGCAUGCAUUCUCCUCACAGUGUUCUGGAAGAAGACAACCGUGAUUUUGGGCCAACCUAGAAGCACAGCUUUCUUUAUAAUCACAUUUUUUCUGUCUUUGGUGGAUUGCACAUCCUCUGUCACUUUCUUGCCUUUCAUGAUGCAGCUCCCGGCCAGAUACAUCACCACCUACUUCAUUGGUGAAGGAUUAAGUGGGUUUUUGCCUGGGUUGGUAGCUCUGGCACAAGGAGUUGGCAUGGCCAAAUGUGUUAAUGUCUCCCAAACAUCAGGGAACCUUUCAAACCCGGACCAUAAUAACUUCACAUUGGAAGUUCAGUACAUUCCUCCUAACUUCUCCACAGAGAUCUUCUUCUCUUUUCUAGUGGUCAUGAUGUUGAUAAGUAUUGGUGCUUUUGGCUUGCUAAACCAUAUCGCUAAGACUUUUACACUUUCUACUGAAGAUCUGGUGUCUGAGGCAGGGGCUGUUGUAACAGUCAAUGGAGGUCUGGAAGACCAGGCAGAAAGCAAUACAGGGAAAAACAGCCAAAUUGCUGCCACUGAAGAUCAGCCCAAGCAUCUGAUAAUAAAAAGGUAUUAUUCCUGUUAUGAGCUAGCCUUCAUCUACUGCAUGGUGGUGUGGGUAAAUUGUGCCACCAAUGGACUACUGCCAUCGGUACAGACGUUCUCCUGCAUGCCCUAUGGGAAUAUGGUCUAUCACCUUUCAGCUUCUCUGUCAUCACUUGCUAACCCACUGGCCUGCUUUAUCUCCAUGUUCGCUCCCAAACGCUCACUGUUAUUGCUGGGUAUUCUGUGCAUGCUGGGUACUGGUUGUGGUGGAUACAACAUGGCUAUGGCAAUUAUGAGUCCUUGUCCGUUGCUGCAAGACUCAGCACUAGGAAAAUCUCUAAUUGUCUUGUCAUGGAUUCUUUUCACUGGUCUGCUGAGCUACGUAAAGGUGAUGGUGGGAGUCAUUCUAAGGGACCAGAGCCACAUCGCCCUGGUGUGGUGUGGAGCUGCAGUACAGGCAGGAUCUCUAAUGGGAUCUUUCAUUAUGUUUCCCCUGGUCAGCGUUUAUCAUCUGUUUAAGUCAGGGGAUAUCUGCAACAAUAAGUGCAUAUAAUUCUGAUGCUUUCCUGUGAGUUUGCAUACAAAUGUAAUGUACAGACAAAUGUACACACAAAAACACACAUAUUCACACCUAGGGGCAAUUUAUUCCACCAACCUGUACACUUUUGUGAAGCAUUCUGAGAGUGGAGCAACCCUUUUUAAUUAUUUAAUAGAAGCCAAAUGUGUGAAAGCACGUAUUUUACAGUUAAAACAAGUUUAAUAUUUGACACAGUUUCUAAACGUAUAAAACAACAAAACACAUUUAGCGUUGCCAAACUAUUCCACUGAUGGGAAUGGAAAUCAUUUGUACUGUUGUAUUUACAAUAAUGCACUACGUUAACCGGACAUUGUUGUUACAUUUACCAUUUUUAAAAUGUAAAUUUAAGGCCCCUGACUGAGGCUUUGAAUUUGAAUGAGAUCGAAGUCUCAACAAAACUAUAACUUUUAAAGGAACAGUAAAAUAUACAUGGUUGCCAAAGCAAUUUUAAGAUAAUAAACAUUAUAGUGCACAAUAUAUAUCAGUGAGUUUAGAAUGUGUGUGUGACUUAGUGAAAAAACACUGCUCAAAGAUGACUGAAAUAUGUGUUCAGGCAUCAGAAUUUCCAUGUGAAUAAGCCAUGUAAGUGUCUGAUGAAUUUCCAGACUGUAAAUAGGUGUUGUGUGUGCUAAAAAAAAAACCUUCUUCAGAGUUGCUGCAAUGAUCAUCAUCAUCAUCAUGGCCUUGAUGUAGUCCUGGCCUGAAACAGAAAUUUCCCAUAGGAUUCAAGAAUUACUUGAAACCUUUUGCAAUAAUUAAGUAAUUAAGGCUGGAAUUUGACAUUUUUAGCUUGGUUCCAUACUAAUCAUGGAUAUGAAUGUCACGUUAUUAGAAAAUAUAAACCUGAUGUGUUUUUAGAGAUGUGUUUAGAGCAGGAGUCUAGAGCUCGUUCUAGAAUUUUGAAAAAUGAAAAAAUCAAUUGAAAAAAUAAUCUUUUAUGAUUUUACAAAGUGAUGGGAAUAUUUUGGAAGAAUAUAGCAGCAAUCAACAUUAACAUUGUAUGUCACUAAAGCACUUCCACCAGAGACUUGCUGUACCCACAGCAUAUCUGAAUUUACAUUUACAGCAUUUGGCAGACUCCCUUAUCCAGAGCGAUGUACAAAAUUGCUUUUGAGUCUCUAUCAUUGAAUACAUGAACACUGGUUCACUAGGUUACAGAUUUAAGAUACCAUGAGGCUUAAACAAUGUUUUUUUUUUUUUAAUAUAUUUUUUAAAUACACACCUACAACAAACAGAGAAAAGAAAGUGCUAGUUCAAGUAUUUCAGGAAGAGAUAGGUCUUCACCCAUAGUUUGAAGAUAGCCAGUGACUCAGCUGUUCGGACAUCUAGGGGAAGUUUAUUCCACCACCUCGGUGCCAGAACAGAAAAGAGUCUUGCUGUAUACUUACCUCUUAUCCUGAGAGAUGGUGGAGCAGUGAGCAGUGCUGGUAGCGCUGAGGGAGCGAGGUGCAGUGUGAGGAGUUAUAAGAGCUUUGAGGUGAGUGAGCUGGUCCAUUUUUGGCUUUGUAGGCAAGCAUCAGUGUUUUGAAUGUGAUGCAUGCAGCUAAAGGAAGCCAGUAGAGGGAGCACAGCAUUGGGGUGGUGUGUGAGAACUUAGGUUGAAAACAAGUCAUGCAGCUGCAUUUUGAAUCACUUGCAGAGGACAAAUUGUGUUCAUAGGUAGAAGAACAAGUACCUGAGCAGCCUGAAUUGAGCCUUACCCAGAUCCACAUCAAGUCAGCAGAGUAACUAUGUCUCCUGUUUUGACAUUUCUUUGUACUGUAUUUGAAUAUAAGCUUGUAAUGAUGCAUGCAAAUCCCUUAAGGGUGGUUAGUUUUGACUCUCUUUGGAAACCCUUCAAAGGUUUCAAGUAGAUCCCCACGCUGACAUGAAGAACUCGUAACUAUCUAAUAUUCAAAGCACCCUCGAAAAUCCCUUUUCACUUAUAAUAGAGACCUGUGGCUGAACAGGGCCCCACAUAAAUUGUGUUUUAUUAUUAUUAUUAUUUUUAUUAUUAACAACAACGACAUUAAUAAUAAUGAUAAUAAUAAUAAAGAUCAAAAUGCAUAACUGUUUAGAACUUUUUAAACUAAUUUUAAAUUUUAAGAUCAUCGUGUUUGAAACAAUAUAAUAAAUCCACCACUAGGUGGCAACAAAGAAUCAC
This is a messenger RNA of Tachysurus vachellii, 4086 nucleotides long. It is a transcript of the gene slc52a3-1, whose product is annotated as solute carrier family 52 member 3. Gene Ontology annotation, cellular component: plasma membrane. Gene Ontology annotation, molecular function: riboflavin transmembrane transporter activity. Gene Ontology annotation, biological process: riboflavin transport. The coding region runs from base 570 to 1919 and encodes 449 amino acids. NCBI's taxonomy places the organism in Eukaryota, Metazoa, Chordata, Actinopteri, Siluriformes, Bagridae. The record is from RefSeq and is a predicted model, not a curated record. The transcript is spliced from 5 exons.